Molecule: messenger RNA, 1904 nt
Organism: Echinops telfairi (small Madagascar hedgehog)
Lineage: Eukaryota; Metazoa; Chordata; Mammalia; Afrosoricida; Tenrecidae
Gene: UBQLNL
Product: ubiquilin like
Exons: 1
Coding region: 1-1827 (608 amino acids)
Biological process (GO): ubiquitin-dependent protein catabolic process
Cellular component (GO): cytosol
Molecular function (GO): polyubiquitin modification-dependent protein binding
Source: RefSeq, a predicted model, not a curated record
AUGCCGCAUGUCACUGCCCGAACACCCAGGAUGGCCCAGAGUGGGAGUCCUAAAAAUCUACCUGCAGACCAGGAUGCCUCUUCAACUUCCACCCGAGUAAUAGUGAAGACCCCAGGCAAGGAGCAAGACUUUAUAGUAGCAGACGACACCUCUGUAAGGCAGUUCAAGGAGAAGCUAUCAGCUCAUUUCAACUGCCAAACAGACCAAAUAGUGCUGGUCUUUAUGGGUCGCCUUCUCAGAGACCAUGACACGCUCACCCAGAGAGGUAUCCUGGAUGGCCACACCAUCUACCUGGUUAUCAAAUCUAAGCAUGGCUCUCCACCGCUUGCGCAUUGUUCCACGGACAUGUCAACCAGCAAGGCCUGCAGCAGGGAUGAGAGCAUCGAUGAAAACAGCAGUGGGGUACAUCAGCCUGGCAGUGUGAACGAAAUCCCAGUGGACUCACCCCUCUUGAUGAAGCCUGAGGUGUCCACGGAACAAAACCAGAACCUGGAAACAGGCACUUCUGAGCACAUGGCCCAGAUGCUAAAUAACUCUAGCUUCCAGCAGUUGAUGCUCAACAUGAACCUCAUGCGGCAGUUCAUUGACGAGCAUGCAGAGAUGCAACAGCUAGUGCAGCAGAAUCCAGAGGUCUUUCAAAUCCUUGACAAUUCUGAGAUCCUGUGGCAGACUCUGGAGCUGGCCAGGAACCUGACCAUCAUCCAAGAGAUAAUGCAGACACAACCAUCUGCACAGAACCUUGAACCGCCACAGAACCCGCAGCCGUAUCUAGGCGGAGAGACAAUUCCAGGUGGGGAGGAUACCCUGGGUCAGAUCUAUGCUGAUUUCAGUGAUCAGACACCCAACCACGUGCAUGAGUCCUCUGGGGGUAAUUGUGUAACAAAUCUCCUGUCAGGCCAGGUGCCAGAACAAGUCCAGUGCUCACGCUCAGUUCCACCACCAGCUCAGGAACAGCGGGACCAACUCCCACAGCUCCCGACAACCCGAGUUAUUUAUACGGGUUCGUGCGGUUUAUCCUCAGCCAAUGCCACCCUCAACAGGAUGAGCCACACUGCCAGGGUGAGUGCCUCUACCGGCUCGGCCAAGGACCAAAGUUAUAAGUGUGCUCUUCAGCAGCCAGCUGGGGUCCCAGCCCUCCUCAGCAUACAGCCUACUCAGCCGCCCCAAGAGGAAGGCAAGGAUGAUAUUUCUCCGAGAGACUUUGACCAGAGAUUGGAAGAUGAAUGGCUGCUGUGGGAUGAACAGACGAGUUCCCAGAUUACAGGCACCAUGAUGCAGCUGCUUAUGAACAACUCCUCCCUGGCAGCCCAAAUGAUGAUGCUUCUGAGUUUACCCCAGCUGAGUGAACAAUGGAAGCAGCAAAUGUUGCAGACACAGCUUUCUGACUUGCUGGUUUCUCUAGCCAACCCUAAGGCAUCCCAGGCAAUACUGCAGAUUGAGCAGGGUCUCCACCUGCUGGCCACAGAGGCUCCUGAUCUUCUGCCCUGUGUGGCACCCUACCUAUGGGGUCUCGGUUGGUUUCCUGCCCCCAGCUGUAGCUACCCUGAUAUUGAUAUGGCUUCCUGGUCCUGGGAUGUACACAACGUGCCUGAGCCAAAGGAACCUGAGAGUUGCCACAAAUCUGAAGCAGUCACGCAGAAUUUAAAAUCCCUAGCCAAAGACAACUCUCACUUUCUACAAGCCCCUGAAAUUCGCUUAAGCAAGCAGAUGAAAUAUCUCCGGGCCAUGGGCUUUGGAAACCAUCAUGCCAAUCUUCAGGCACUCAUUGCCACCGAGGGAGAUACCAAUGCUGCUAUCCGAAAACUCAAGAGAUCCCAGGGAUUCUAACCACCAUGCCUACCUCCUUGUUUGUUAGCUGCCUGCUAGUACCUUUGAUAGCUUCAUGUGACUUCUCUUGGUGCCUC